UGGCUUUGGGCGACCUGAAGGAGAGAACAUCAACAACUCUACACACGCUCACUGUGGAUUUUAAAUCAGCUCCAAAUACUUCAUCAACUCCUGCGUCCAAAGUUUCCACAAAACUGCUCCUUUUUUAUUAUUUGUAUUUUAUUUUUUUUUACAUUUUUAAUUUUCAAGGACAAAUAGUUCAUUAUUUCUUACUUUUAGAUUAACUUUAAACCACUUUGCAGCCAUGACCUCCAGCAGUGAGCCUUUGGAAAUAACUGGAAACGAGUUGGUCCACAUCCUCAGGACCCCCCGGGACCAGUACACCUCCGCCGGCUGCGUGCUGCUGGACUGCAGACCUUUUCUCGACUUCUCUCUGGCGCACAUUUGCGAGUCCAGGAACGUCAACUGGAACUCAAUGCUGCGCCGCAGAUCCAAGAGCUCGGUGGUGGCCCUGGAGUGGCUCAUCCCGGACAAGGCGCUCCUGGGCCGGCUGCGCAGCGGGGACUUCUCCCCGGUGGUGGUGGUGGACGACCGGAGCGGCUCCGUGGCCGAGCUGAAGGCGGAGAGCGUGGCGCAGAUGCUGCUCACCGCGCUGCAGAACGAAGUCGAGACGCAGAUCUGCUUUUUGCAAGGUGGAUUUGAGGGAUUUUCAGAGGCCUAUCCAGAGCUCUGUUACCAUUCUGCCAGCAGUCUCGUCUCUGCAGUGGAACCAGAGCCAACAGUGACAGGCAGGAGAACACCAGCAUAUGAUCAGGGCGGUCCAGUGGAGCUGCUGCCCUUCCUGUUUUUGGGGAGUGCCGUCCACUCCUCCCGCAGAGAGACUCUGGCAGCAGCAGGCAUCACGGCUGUGCUCAACGUGUCCUCCACCUGCCCCAACUUCUACGAGGGCGAGUUUCAGUACCUGCGACUCACUGUGGAGGAUACGCUGGCUGCUGACAUCAAAGCCUGCUUUUCUACAGCCAUCGCCUUCAUCGACUCGGUGAAGCAGAGCGGUGGUCGGGUGCUGGUGCACUGUCAGGCAGGUAUCUCCCGCUCAGCCACCAUCUGUCUGGCCUAUCUCAUGCACACGCAGCGAGUCCGGCUGGACGAGGCCUUCGACUUUGUGAAGCAGCGGCGACACGUCAUCUCCCCCAACCUGGCCUUCAUGGGACAGCUGCUGCAGUUCGAGACUGAUGUUCUCUGUCAGGGAUGAAGACGACCUCAACGCAUUAAGGACAUUUCCAUGACUGUUGAAUCUCCUGCCUCGUGCUGGACUCAGAGCAUUAUCAGGACUCAGAUCAUACGUACAGUGUACCCUCUGUGUACAUUCAGAAAAAAAAAGCUGUGUCGCUGGCUUUCACACGCCUGGAUUCCUGCUUCCAGGAGAAACUGACAAAUGGGUUUACUGAUACAACAAGCGGCAGUUGGCAACGUGAACCGUGCUGUAAUAACCACAUUUUGAACCACUGUGAUUCUGUGCCAGCAAGUCGGAGCAGCGAUGAGGUAAUUUCCCUGACGUUUCAUACGCGAGGGGAGUUGUGCCUGCUUGUCUGGUUUAUGUGUGUGUGUGUGUGUGUUUUUGUUUGACUUAUGUGCCUGAUCGUUCGUAAGGGCUGUCUUAUUUGCAUAUUGUCUUUCCUUCACAGCAACAACCACUGUGACGCGUCUAUUUCAGAGAAAACACUGUGUGAACUACUUACAGCAAUAGUAGUCGAAUCUCAAACCUUUGGCAUCUAAUUUAUUCUUUCAAAUGCACUAACUGGCACAGUUGGUGUGUAGCUGUUCAGAUGAGGACACUCAAACUGGAGGAAGUUGUUUUUUUAUCAUGUAAAUAGAAUUUUUAUUUAUUAUUUCAACAUUUGUUACGAUUGCCAUUGUUCAUUUCUGUCACUGCACUUUAUACCUGCGAGGUCACAUCUUGUUCCUGCUGUUUUUCCACUGAAAUAAAAACAUGCUGGAGGACA
Messenger RNA from Stegastes partitus (bicolor damselfish), 1922 nucleotides. RefSeq names its product dual specificity phosphatase 2 (gene dusp2). Bases 224 to 1171 code for a protein of 315 amino acids. NCBI's taxonomy places the organism in Eukaryota, Metazoa, Chordata, Actinopteri, Pomacentridae. Gene Ontology annotation, molecular function: MAP kinase tyrosine/serine/threonine phosphatase activity. Gene Ontology annotation, biological process: endoderm formation; negative regulation of MAPK cascade; protein dephosphorylation. Gene Ontology annotation, cellular component: cytoplasm; nucleus. The record is from RefSeq and is a predicted model, not a curated record. The transcript has 4 exons.